AACUCUACCACUACUGACCGGCAGCAAUCUUCAGACUGUAGCAACCCCCUUCACGACUGCGCUUGACCGUACAGACAGCCAACAUGACGGCCCGAAAGGCUUCGACGGAGUCGGCGGGCGUGGGAGCUGGCAAACGAACGAGACAGACACGAUCGAACGCUACUUCGCGGAGCAGCGCAGCCUCGUCUGCGGCCAACUCCACGGCGAGCCCGAGCUCGAGCAAGAUGAGCUCCUCAAUGCCCAAAAAUUCUACUACCACGCCGAAGACCAGGCCAACUCCGAAAGCAACCACAGCGAAGGGACCUCCAACGAGUGCGCUGGCGAGGGCCAGAGCGAUUAGCGCCAACAGGGGCGACACAAAGACCCAGACAGCAAAGACAGCUGCUAGCCUCACUAACAAGGCCUCUAAUUCAUCGUUAUCACCUAUCAAGCGCGCAAAGACAAAGUCCUUCUCCACCGACGCGGACAAAGAGGACAGUGAGCCACUCAAGGCAUUUCUAAGGAUUCGGCCAGCACCUCAGGAUGGAGUCGAACAGGACCCCUACAUCCAGGUUAUCAGCGAAACCGAAGUGCUCAUGACCCCUCCAAAGAAUCCCUCGAUGCCCAUCUCUGCGUCGCGAGCGCGCAUUCAUGCCAUGGCACCCCCAACAAAGUACGCCUUCUCCCGCGUCUUUCCUGGUGAAACAUCCGUGUCCCAGUCUUCCUUUUUCAAAGACACGACCCUACCCAUGGUUGACGGCCUGCUUCAAGGCGAAAGCGGCCUCGUCUUCACGUACGGUGUCACAAACAGCGGCAAGAGCUACACCGUCCAAGGAAGCAGCGGGCCAGGCCAGGCUGGCAUCCUUCCUCGAAGCAUGGACGUUAUUUUCAAUAGUAUCAAGAGCCUUGAGAGUGACUCGGACAUUCGACCUUACGGCUUUUCUGGCGUCGGGGUUGUGCCUCCCGAAGAAGCCGCUCAACAGGCUACUACUUCCAGACCUUUCUUCAACCCCUUCUCUAUCCCAGGCUUGACCAAGAGAUUGCCGGCAAACGACAAGACCUUCGCCCUUCAUGAACACGAUGAUACGACGGUAAAGGUGGACCGCAACUACCGCUACAGCGUUUGGGUCAGCUACGUCGAAGUCUACAACGAGAAGAUUUUUGACCUGCUCGAUGCUGCCCCGCCUGCGACGACAACGAGCGGAAGGAGUUCUAUGAUGGGUAUGACCCGCAGCAGCUCCCAAUUAGGCUCCAACUGGUCGAUUUUCAACACGGCCAACUCGCCUGGGGACGGACCCAUCCUCCUGCAGAGGAGGCCGCUGGCCCUGAAAAACGAUGCAGAAGCAGGUUCAAAGUAUCUGGCCGGUUUGCGCGAGAUCAAGGUCAGCUCGGCUGAAGAGGCCCACGAGAUCCUCCGCCGAGGGCAAGAGAAUCGAGCCGUCUUUGGAACAAUGGCCAACCGUGCCUCGUCGAGAAGCCAUGGUGUCUUCACCGUCAAGAUCAUUCGGCAACAUGCCGGCGAAAUGGCCAUGCUCGGCCCCGACAAGGACGCGAGCGCAUCAUGCAGCGUGAGCAGACUCAGCAUUGUUGACCUUGCCGGAAGUGAACGGUUGGGCAACUCCGCCGUGACGGGUGAACGACUCAAAGAGACGGGCAACAUCAACAAGAGCCUCAUGUGUCUGGGCCAAUGCCUCGAGACACUGCGCAAGAAUCAGCAGCGCAUGGCCGCCUCCUUUGCCCCUAUCAACGCUGUCGCUUUGUCGAGUGCUUCAACCGGCCCAAGUGCAGGAGGAGCGCGGUCUGCUCCCUCGUCCAUCCCGAUGGCCAGCGGUACUAGCAGCACCACCAAACGACGGCCGUCCAUUGUUCCCUUUCGCCACUCGAAGCUCACCGAGCUCUUCCAGAGCUUCUUUACAGGCGAGGGAAAAGCCGUCAUGAUCGUGAACGCCAACCCAUACGACACUGGCUUUGAUGAGAACAGCCAUGUUAUGCGCUUCAGUGCCAAUGCAAAAGAGAUACAGACGACGGUGAGGGGCCAACCAACGGGCAACCUCGGCAGAUUCGUCCAUCCAAGCCUGAGGAGCCUCAUCCCAACACCCAAGACGUCGCCGUCAAAGGCUCCGGCAGAGACGGAGGCUACCGCGAAAGCUGUGGUCGCAGGUGGUGCGGCAGCUAAAAAAGACAAUGCAAAGAGGGCUCCUGUUGGUGCCGACAACAAGCAACAGCAGCAGCAGCAGCAGUCGGCCGCCGUCGUCAAACCCGAGCAGAAGCUGGACACCGAAGUCACGAUCUUUGAGGGAGAGUCGACAUCGGACAUGUUCCUCGACGAUGACGAGGCCGACAACGAGACGGACGGCUUUGUCGAUCAUCUCAUGUCGCUCUACGAAGAGGCACGGGCCAACCUGCAUCUCUCGGAGCUCCGCUGCGCCCAGAUUGAGGCAGAGGUGCGCGAAGAAAUGGCAGAGGAGAUGGGCGCGAGGCUGCUCGAAAUGGAGCGGAUCUUCAACCAGCGCCUCCUCAGCGACGCAGAGCACAAUGAGGAGUUUGUCAAUCGAAAGCUCGACAUUCUCGUCCGAGCCAACAGAGGCGAACAUGAGCGACUGAGAAAGCGAUUUGAGACGCCGAGAAAGCCAGUCGAUUCGGACGAAGAAGAAGAAGAAGAGGAAGAGGAGGAAGAGGAAGAAGACGGCGAGCUGUCGAAGUCGCUGGGGAUUCAAAGUCGACCGGACGACGCCAUCGGGGAUGUCGACGAAGAAGAGGAUGAGGAGGAAGAGGAAGAAAGCUCAGACGAUGAUGAAGAGAAGGUGCUCAAGCCUGGUCCAAUUGAGAAAACGAGAGCAGAAGAUGCAGACGAAAGCAUGGCUAGUGCCGUGAGCGGUGCAAUGGACGAGUCUCUUGAGGAGCACAGCCGACUCGAGGAAGAUGUCGGUGAAGAGGAUGCCGACGGCAGCGAUGAAGAUGCGGAAGGCAGUGAAGAGGGUGACUUCGAGGGGGCGGACGAGGAAGAGGAGGAGGGAUCUGACGAGCAUUCCGACGAAGAGGAAGAAGACGACUUCGAUGAAGAAGACGAGUCGUUCAGCCUAACGAAGGAACAAGACAAUGCGAGCGAUGAGGACGGCGACUCGAGCUUCGAAAUCGAGGAACCAAAGAAGAAGAGAGCGAGCACGGCAAGAAAGAGCGUAGCAGCUACGCCCAAACCGGCAGCAGCAACAAAGAAGCAGGCCAAGGGCCUCUUUUCGGCUGCCCCGAUGUCCGACGUGACCUCGCGUAGGGCAAACGAGACCACUUCGACGAUGACGCUUGACUUGAGCGACAGUAGCGAGGCAGACCUCGUCGUCGAGAAGGGAAGCCCAUCGAAGAAGAAGCGCGUUCUAGGCAAGGCAAAGAGAGGCAUCGACGAGGAGGAAAUCAUGGACCGCGUCGGCGACAGCAGCCUCGUCGAGGCCAUGCAGAGGAGCAACAGCUCCCGGCAGAUAAGAGGCGCUUCUGGCGCUUCUUCAUCAGUCAAGUCGGUGCGCUAGACGCCCGUGUCUGAGAUUCUCGACCUUGUCUUCCAAACACAUAUACUUUACGGUUUCUCUCACAAUUUACCACUGCUGAUGUUGAGCGUGCUUUUCUCUAGUCACUUUUGACCUCCACCGAUGUGCUUCUCGAGGAAAUCCUUCCACUCUUUUUCCCCAUACGAGGACGAAAUCGAUGGCUCGACGAGGCCGUUCCAGA
Acaromyces ingoldii is the source of this 3699-nucleotide messenger RNA. Its product is annotated as kinesin-domain-containing protein. Gene Ontology annotation, molecular function: ATP hydrolysis activity; microtubule motor activity; ATP binding. The transcript has 3 exons. Bases 84 to 3500 code for a protein of 1138 amino acids. The record is from RefSeq and is a predicted model, not a curated record. Gene Ontology annotation, cellular component: kinesin complex; nucleus; microtubule. Gene Ontology annotation, biological process: microtubule-based movement. NCBI's taxonomy places the organism in Eukaryota, Fungi, Basidiomycota, Exobasidiomycetes, Exobasidiales, Cryptobasidiaceae.